AUGGUCACUGUAUUCCUGCUCAGUGUAAUCUCUCUCCUACUGCUCCUGAGGUUCUGCAGACGCGGAAGUUUCCAGAAGCAGCAAAACCAAGGGAAGCUCCCUGGGCCACCUGCACUGCCGUUCCUAGGAAACCUGAAGGACCUCAAGCAGCCACGUCUCCAUGUCCACCUGACUGAACUGGCCAAGAGAUUUGGGCCAAUCUACAGACUGAGGGCAUGGAGAGAAGAAAUCGUGGUCCUGAACAACACGGAACUGAUUAAGGAGGCACUGCUGAAGAGAUCGUCUGAGUUUGCUGGGAGGCCCGAGACCUUUACAGGAAACACCAUCUCAUUCGGUGGGAAGGACCUGUCCCUGGGAGAUUACACCAGCGUCUGGAAGCUGGAGAAGAAGCUCGCCCACAGUGCCAUCCAGAGGGGUCGGAUCUCUCACCUCGAGCCGGUUGUGGAACGGGAAGCUCGGAAACUGUGCAAGGCUUUCCAGAGCUACAUGGGGUCACCGGUGGACACCUCGAGAGAUUUCUCCAUCUCCACCUGCAAUGUCAUCUCCUCCCUGAUCUUUGGCACAGAGUACGAGAGGGAUGAUCCUGAUCUUCGGGUUAUACAUGACUGCCUGGUGGAGGUGGUCAGGCUCUGGAAGUCUCCGUCCAUCACUCUUCUCGAUAUGUUUCCCAUCCUCCAGUAUUUUCCUAACUACACUUGGAAGGCGUUCCUGAAGGAAGUGAAGACACGAGACUCCUUCGUGAGACAGCAGAUUGAGAGACACAAGGAGACAUUUCAGCAGGGCAAGGUCCGCGAUAUCACCGAUGCACUGAUGAAGCAUUUCUGGGAGCAGGAGGAAGGUGCUGCAGAGUUUGGGGAGCUCACAGAGGAACACAUUCACAUGGUCAUCGUGGACCUGUUUGUGGGUGGGACAGAAACAACAUCUUCUACACUGAGCUGGGCCAUCGCCUUCCUCAUCCACAGGCCGGAGAUCCAGGACAGGAUUUAUAAGGAGAUUUGUGAAAUGGUUGGAGAAGAUUGUUAUCCAGCCUACUCUGACAGGAGGAAGCUGCCGGUCCUGUCAGCCACCAUCGCUGAGCUCCUGAGGCUAAGACCAGUAGUGCCUAUCUCUGUGAUGCACAGAACGACCUGUGACACGAGUGUGGCAGGUUACUCCAUUCCAAAAGGAACCAACGUCAUCCCCAACCUCUUCGGAGCACAUCAUGACGAAAGCAAAUGGACAGACCCCACACGUUUCAGACCAGAGCGAUUCCUGGAGGCCGCUGACCCUGAGAGGGCCAUGCAGAGUGUGUUGUCCUUCAGUCUGGGCGCCCGGACCUGCCUGGGGGAACCAUUCGCACGGGUGGAGCUCUUCAUCUUCCUGGGCUACCUGCUGAAGGAGUUCCAGUUCCUGCCCGGUGUGGAGGGAGUUCCCAUCGAUCUGGACGGCCAGCUGGGGACUGUACUUCAAGUCAAACCCUACCUCGUGUCCAUCGUCCGCAGACCAGCUCCCCAUCACACCUAA
Messenger RNA from Chiloscyllium plagiosum (whitespotted bambooshark), 1503 nucleotides. RefSeq names its product cytochrome P450, family 21, subfamily A, polypeptide 2 (gene cyp21a2). The record is from RefSeq and is a predicted model, not a curated record. Lineage: Eukaryota; Metazoa; Chordata; Chondrichthyes; Orectolobiformes; Hemiscylliidae. Gene Ontology annotation, molecular function: oxidoreductase activity, acting on paired donors, with incorporation or reduction of molecular oxygen, reduced flavin or flavoprotein as one donor, and incorporation of one atom of oxygen; steroid 17-alpha-monooxygenase activity; iron ion binding. Gene Ontology annotation, biological process: hormone biosynthetic process; progesterone metabolic process.